This is a messenger RNA of Heterostelium album PN500, 579 nucleotides long. RefSeq lists its product as uncharacterized. The record is from RefSeq and is a predicted model, not a curated record. NCBI's taxonomy places the organism in Eukaryota, Evosea, Eumycetozoa, Acytosteliales, Acytosteliaceae. The transcript is spliced from 4 exons. The coding region runs from base 1 to 579 and encodes 192 amino acids.
AUGUUAAAGUUAGAAGACAAUAAUCAAUAUGAAUAUAUGUCGUCACUCAAUAACAACAAUUUGAAUAUAUAUCAACAGCAACAACUAUUACAUCUUCAACAGCAACAGCAGCAAAGAAUAUAUUAUCAAGAAUGUGAGUCUUGUAGGAUAGAGCAACAACAACAACAACAACAAUAUAUUCUUCAAACUCAACCGAAUACACUUGAUAACAACAACAACAACAAUAGUAAUCAUUCACCUCUGUUAUUAAGAACAACUUUAUCUCCUCAAAUUAAUUCACUUUCACUUAAUGAUAAUAAUAAUAAUAACAACAAUAAUAUAGAUAGUUUUAAUAGUAAUAAUAAUAAUGUAAAUUAUAGUUUUAGUAAUAUUAGCUUAAAUAGUGGUGUUAAUAAUAGUAGUAGUGGUAGUUUAUCAACGACAAGUACACAACAACAACAACCUAAAUGCUCAACAGAAACAAGAAGUAAUAAACAACAGAAACAAGAUGAUCAUAUGAACAGUCAAGAUAAUCAAGAUGUAUAUAAGUUUAAUAAUAUGGAAAUGGACGAUGAAGAUCAUAUGCCAUAUAUUUGUUGA